ACACGAACCCAUUUUAUAUAAAGCCAUGCAUUACUUAGAUCCCAAUGCCAAGAAUUCUCUCUUAUUUAUCCUCUCAACGGUUCAAAUAAAAUAAUCACCGGAAAAGAAAAAACACGUAUAGCGGUCAUGGAGAAUAACAAGAACGAGAAGCCACAUGUCCUGGUGAUACCAUUUCCACAGUCUGGCCACAUGCUCCCCCAUCUCGACCUCACCCACCAGCUCCUCUUCCGUGGCGCCGUGGUCACCGUCGUCGUCACCCCUAAUAACUCGACGUACGUCGACCCUCUCCGGCGACUCCACUCGCCGGAAAAUCUUAGAACCCUGAUCUUGCCCUUCCCUUCCCACCCUUUGAUUCCCUCCGGCGUCGAGAGCCUUCAGCAACUCCCGCUUCAGGCCUUGCCCCACAUGCUCGAAGCCCUCUCCGGCCUCCGGGACCCACUCUCCGACUGGCUCCGCCGUCAACCGCCGUCGGAUCUCCCCGCCGCCAUCGUCGGGAGCUCCUUUCUCAGUCCGUGGAUCAACAAACUCGCCGACGAGUUCUCUCUCAAGUCGAUCUGUUUCUUGCCCAUCAAUGCUCACUCAGUUGCCACCAUGUGGGCUCAGGAAGACAGAGGAUUCUUCGACGAUCUCGAAUCCGCCACCACCGCGAGUUACGGACUCGUCGUGAACUCGUUCUACGAGCUCGAGACUCAGUACGUUGAGACUGUGAAAGCCAAGUUCAUGACCCACCACCGAGUCUGGACAGUGGGGCCUCUGCUUCCGGUGAACUCCGGCGUCGACCGCGGAGGACGGAGCUCCGUCCCCUCGGAGAAGGUCACUGCGUGGCUCGACUCCUCCGGCGAGAACUCCGUCGUCUACGUCGGUUUCGGGAGCCAGAUCCGGCUGACGAAGCAGCAGACGGCGGCGUUGGCGGCGGCGCUUGAGAGAAGCGGCGUGAGGUUCAUCUGGGCCGUUAGAGAUGCCGCCAAGAAGAUCUCCGGCGAUUCCCAGGACGCCGACGCCGGAGAGGACGUGAUACCAGCGGGAUUUGAGGAGAGAGUGGCGGGUAAGGGGCUGGUAAUCAGGGGAUGGGCCCCACAGUCGAUGAUUCUGAAUCACCGGGCUGUCGGAUCGUAUCUGACUCACCUGGGUUGGGGGUCGGUGCUCGAAGGUUUGGUCGGAGGAGUUGUGCUACUUGCGUGGCCGAUGCAAGCCGACCAUUUCUACAACACGAAGCUGCUCGUGGACGAGCUACGCGCCGCCGUGCGCGCCGGCGAGAACAGGGAAUCUGUGCCUGACCCGGAAGAACUCGCCCGAGUCCUGGUAGAGUCGGUGAAGGAGGACCUGCCAGAGAGGUUGGAGUUCAUGAAGCUGAGGGAGAAAGGUCUUAACGCCAUUAAAGAAGGUGGGAGCUCCUACAAUAACUUGGACGACCUCGUCAGGGAGACGACUCUGUAAUUUUAAAUUAUGCCUGAGAAAUAACUUAAACGUGUCGGUUAUUUCUAUUAUCGAAAUAAUUUUGGUCAGUCUUUAUUUUUGUGUUCUGAGUUUGGUGAAUUCUUUCAAUGAAUUGCGGGCUG
Molecule: messenger RNA, 1559 nt
Organism: Tarenaya hassleriana
Lineage: Eukaryota; Viridiplantae; Streptophyta; Magnoliopsida; Brassicales; Cleomaceae
Product: UDP-glycosyltransferase 89C1
Exons: 1
Coding region: 127-1437 (436 amino acids)
Molecular function (GO): UDP-glycosyltransferase activity
Source: RefSeq, a predicted model, not a curated record